Molecule: messenger RNA, 1311 nt
Organism: Symbiodinium natans
Lineage: Eukaryota; Dinophyceae; Suessiales; Symbiodiniaceae
Source: the annotation of a GenBank genome assembly
GAUCCAUUUGCGGACCCCGGCGAUGAGUCAUGCCAAGCUUCAGUGCAGCAAUCGGUGAAACCCACGGCAGAUGAGACAAGCAAGACAAGAAAAGCGCCCGAUGACAUAUUUUCUGCUUUACGCUUUCUGGCUUCUGGUGAACGUAACCACACGCGUGACGAAGAUGGGGCUGAUCUUGCAGAUGACUCAGAUUUCACCGCCCAGCUGGACAUGCUUUUCAGUAUGGCAGAUGACAAUACAGAAUCUCUGCGGAGUGCGUAUUCAGGCGUUGCAAGAAUGACAGCGGGAAAUGGUACUCGAUAUAUGGCCAUGUGGCAGCGCGCUCUGGCCUUGCUGGAGGCGGAAAAACCCAGCAAUUUACUUGGGCUGCUGGUUGAUGAUGCCGUGGGUCUUACCAUGGACCCUUCCAGAAACACGCCCAGCGCAAUCCACUUAGAUGUUCCGCACGGGAAGGCAAGCGGCGAGGUGGUCUUCCUGCUUUCCUGGGGUGGCGGAUCACUUCAGGACACAGAAGAUGUUGUUCGCAUGUACCGUGAACUACUUCCUGACUGCACCAUCUUUGUGUCUACAAGCAACCGCAAGCAGAGCUUUGGGCUUAGAUGCCAGUGUGCGUUCGGCAUCAAGUCAGCCGCGGAAGCAUGGUCUCGAAGCCCUGAUCAGCCGAAGCUCUUGGUGCACCUGUUCAGCAAUUCCGGUAUGCAUGCGUGGACCGAAAUCUUGCAGGCCUGGAAUGCAAUUCGGAGUUGCGACGACCAAGAGGACUUGGGAGAUGCUCUGGACAACCUUCCACCACUCGAAGACGUGCUACGCGGCAUUGUGCUGGACUCGGCCUGCGACAGCUCCGUUCCUCUUGAUUCGUGCAUACAAAGCUUUGUCCAAUCCAUGGCUGGCACUGUGGCACUGGCCGCGUCUCUCGAUCACGAUGGGUCGGACGAGAGCAAGCGGGCUGCUGAUGUGGCAAGCAAGAGGGCCGUGGCCUCUUUGAUUGGCGCACAGUCUGCGGCAAAGUCACACCUGUACACCAAGCCGCACAAGUCGCUUACAAAGCUGGCCGAUGCGGACACAGCGAUCGUACAUCGAAUGGAGCCGCCAGUUCCUUUGCAGUUUAUCUACUCCAAGGAUGACAACAUUAUACUGGCGCAGGGUGUGGAAAGGUACUUGCAGGAAGUAAAGGACCGACCCAGCCGCAAGGGACUUUCUCAACCGCGAGUUUGGUGCAUCGAGAAAUCAAGGCACUGCUUCCACAAGCUCACGCAUGCCGAGGAGUACAGGACUUGCAUCGAGCUGUUUGCUUCUUCCACGAUGGCCUGA